Sinocyclocheilus grahami is the source of this 1474-nucleotide messenger RNA. RefSeq names its product general transcription factor IIH subunit 4-like. The record is from RefSeq and is a predicted model, not a curated record. Gene Ontology annotation, cellular component: transcription factor TFIIH core complex; transcription factor TFIIH holo complex. Gene Ontology annotation, molecular function: double-stranded DNA binding; ATPase activator activity. Gene Ontology annotation, biological process: nucleotide-excision repair. Lineage: Eukaryota; Metazoa; Chordata; Actinopteri; Cypriniformes; Cyprinidae.
AUGAAGCUUCGAGUCCAGCUGCAGUGCAAGAACUUGCACGAGUAUCUAAAGGAACUGAGUCCGGAGAUCCUCGACAGGCUCUACAAUCACCCAGCAACAUGCCUGGCAGUCUACAGGGCACUUCCAUCAUUGGCAAAUAAUUAUGUGAUGCAUUUGCUGUUUUUAGACCAUCCACUCCCACAAGCUGCAGUCGCGCUGUGGGUUAAAAAAGACAGUCAGAAAGACCAUGAUCAGUGUGUGUCGGUGUUAACCGGGCUACGGCUCUGGCACAGUCAGCACCUUCAAGGUGGACUCCAAGGCUUUGUGCUGAACCCUGUGUUUAAAGACAACCUGAGAAUAGCACUUCUAGGCGGUGGUAAACCGUGGGCAGAUGAGGGCAGCAACCUGAGUCCUGAUCGUCAUGGGAGGGAUGUAGAGAGUCUCGACCGCUAUGCUAUGGAGCGUUGGGAGGUCAUCCUUCACUUCAUGGUGGGCUCUCCCAGCGCAGCCGUCAGCCAGGAUCUGGCCCAGCUCCUCAUACAGGCCGGGCUCAUGAAGAGCGAGGCUGGUGAGGCUCCUUGUAUCACAUCAGCAGGGUGUCAGUUCCUGCUGCUGGACACAGCAUCUCAGCUGUGGUACUUCACCCUGCAGUACAUCAAAACAGCACAGUCGAGAGGAAUGGACCUGGUGGAGAUUCUUUCCUUUUUGUUCCAGCUGAGUUUUUCCACUCUUGGUAAGGAUUAUUCUGUGGAGGGCAUGAGUGAGUCUCUGCUCACAUUUUUGCAACAUUUACGAGAGUUGGGUCUGGUUUUCCAAAGAAAGAGGAAGUCAAGGAGGUACUACCCUACUAGGCUGGCCAUAACUCUAGCUGCAGGAGUCACAGUAAACCCUGCCUCUGGAUCUUCUGCACUCGGAGCCACACCAGGAACAGGAGACACAGGCUUCAUCGUUGUAGAAACAAAUUACCGUGUAUAUGCCUACACAAACUCUGAACUCCAGAUUGCACUAGUAGCUCUAUUUAGCGAGAUGCUGUAUCGGUUUCCUAACCUGGUGGUUGCCCAGGUAACCAGAGAGUCGGUGCAGCAGGCUAACGGCAUAACUGCACAGCAGAUCAUUCACUUCUUAAGGACCCGAGCUCACCCAGUAAUGCUUAAACAGACCCCGGUCCUUCCCCCAACCAUCACAGAUCAGAUCAGACUGUGGGAGCUCGAGAAAGAUCGCUUACAGUUUACUGAGGGAAUGUUAUACAACCAGUUUUUAUCCCAGGCUGAUUUUGAAGUGUUGCGGGACAGGGCUCAGGGUUUAGGUGUGCUGGUUUGGCAGAACCCCGCUCACAGGGUCAUAGUGGUGACGCCACAUGGACACAGCGAGGUUAAGAGAUUCUGGAAGAGACAAAAGAGCCAUACAUAAAGGAAAAAAGGAAGAACAGCCCUGAGAGACUACAAAAUACAUUAUUCACUAGAGAAUUAUUCUGAAAAUUACAGUUUAUUAGAUG